Molecule: messenger RNA, 306 nt
Organism: Hansenula anomala
Lineage: Eukaryota; Fungi; Ascomycota; Saccharomycetes; Phaffomycetales; Wickerhamomycetaceae
Gene: CMC2
Product: Cmc2p
Exons: 2
Coding region: 1-306 (101 amino acids)
Source: RefSeq, a predicted model, not a curated record
AUGCAUCCACAAGUUCAUGCCCCAAGAUUUAUCUCCUGCGUUGAUUACAUCGAAGCACUAGAAAAGUGUCAUCAACAAGAAUAUUUAAAGAGAUGUUUCGGGAUUUGCAAUAAUCAAAAAGAAGCUCUAUCAAAGUGUCUUCAUGAAGCUAGACUUGAAACUCAAAAGCAUCUAAUCUUGAAAAGUAGAGAAAAGCAAAAAGGGUUCCGUGAAUCUUGGAAAAAAAUGGAUGAAGAAGCGUAUGGUGAAGAAGAGUUCUUAAAGAAACUAUUACAAAGAGAAAAAGCUAAAAGAGGUGAAUCUUAA